GUUUUCUUUCUCCUUCCUUAGGUACAUGGCCUCUUCCUACUCUCAACCUAGAAGAAUAAACCCUUAGACUGUGGUGGAAUUGAGCCAGGCAAGCCAAAGGCAGCCUUGAGCCCGCCCCUUGCCUGCCCUCCCCUGCGGGGGCCAGAAUGCUGAAGAAGCAGUCUGCAGGGCUUGUGCUUUGGGGUGCUAUCAUCUUUGUGGGCUGGAAUGCCUUGCUGCUCCUCUUCUUCUGGACACGCCCAGCACCUGGCAGGCCACCCUCAGACAGCAUUCUUGAUGAUGACCCUGCCAGCCUCACCCGUGAGGUGAUCCGCCUGGCUGAGGACGCUGAGGUGGAGUUGGAGCGGCAGCGGGGUCUGUUGCAGCAAAUCAGGGAGCAUCAUGCUUUGUGGAACCAGAAGUGGAGGGUGCCUACUGUGGGGCCUCCAGUCUGGCCCCGUGUGCCUGUAACCCCCUCAGCAGCUGUGAUCCCCAUCCUGGUCAUCGCCUGUGACCGCAGCACUGUCCGCCGCUGCUUGGAUAAGUUGUUGCACUAUCGGCCUUCAGCUGAGCGUUUCCCCAUCAUUGUCAGCCAGGACUGUGGACAUGAAGAGACAGCUCAGGUCAUUGCUUCUUACGGCAGCACAGUCACACACAUCCGGCAGCCAGACCUGAGUAACAUCGCCGUGCAGCCGGACCACCGCAAAUUCCAGGGUUACUACAAGAUCGCCAGGCACUACCGCUGGGCACUGGGCCAGAUCUUCAACAAGUUCAAGUUCCCAGCCGCUGUGGUCGUGGAGGAUGAUCUGGAGGUGGCACCAGACUUCUUUGAGUACUUCCAGGCCACCUAUCCACUGCUGAGAACAGACCCCUCCCUGUGGUGUGUGUCUGCCUGGAAUGACAACGGCAAGGAGCAGAUGGUAGACUCAAGCAAGCCUGAGCUGCUCUAUCGAACAGACUUUUUUCCUGGCCUUGGAUGGCUGCUAUUGGCCGAUCUGUGGGCAGAGCUGGAGCCCAAGUGGCCCAAGGCCUUCUGGGAUGACUGGAUGCGCAGACCUGAGCAGCGGAAGGGACGGGCCUGUAUUCGUCCAGAAAUUUCGAGAACGAUGACCUUUGGCCGCAAGGGUGUGAGCCAUGGGCAGUUCUUUGACCAGCAUCUUAAGUUCAUCAAGCUGAACCAGCAGUUCGUUUCCUUCACCCAGCUGGACUUGUCGUACCUGCAGCGGGAGGCCUAUGACCGCGAUUUCCUUGCCCGUGUCUAUGGUGCCCCCCAGCUACCGGUGGAGAAAGUGAGGACCAAUGAGCGGAAGGACCUGGGGGAGGUACGGGUACAGUACACUAGCAGAGACAGCUUCAAGGCCUUUGCUAAGGCCCUGGGUGUCAUGGAUGACCUCAAGUCUGGUGUCCCCAGGGCGGGCUACCGUGGCAUUGUCACUUUCCAGUUUCGCGGCCGACGUGUCUACCUGGCACCCCCACAGACCUGGGAUGGCUAUGAUCCUAGCUGGAAUUAGCAGCACCUGCCUUUCCCUGCUGGGUCUCCUUGCCAUAUGAGCUGAGCCAGGCCUACAGUCCUGGGCUGCGCCAUCUGUCAGUGUUUCCCUCUGGGGUCUCUGUAUCUGCCCCUCACCUCCCCCCAGUGGCAUUCUAGUGCACAAGU
Messenger RNA from Acomys russatus (golden spiny mouse), 1636 nucleotides. It is a transcript of the gene Mgat1, whose product is annotated as alpha-1,3-mannosyl-glycoprotein 2-beta-N-acetylglucosaminyltransferase. Gene Ontology annotation, molecular function: alpha-1,3-mannosylglycoprotein 2-beta-N-acetylglucosaminyltransferase activity. Bases 147 to 1490 code for a protein of 447 amino acids. Lineage: Eukaryota; Metazoa; Chordata; Mammalia; Rodentia; Muridae. The transcript has a single exon. The record is from RefSeq and is a predicted model, not a curated record. Gene Ontology annotation, biological process: protein N-linked glycosylation. Gene Ontology annotation, cellular component: Golgi apparatus.